UUAAAUGCCCGAGUCACACAGUUCCACACUGAGCAGACCAGGCUGAGACAGAAAGGGCUGAGGGGAGCCAGAGUACAGAGGGCUCACUGUGAGCAAAAAGAAAGAGAAAUUGACUCUCAAUAGACAGUGUAGGUAGGCUGGGAGACUAUUCAGGCUAUCCACACUGAUGAACACGGGCGGGAGAUAAACAGACAGAGAGGGCGAUCGUCAGCCAGUAGGAGGGCUGGCACCACGAGACCGGCGGGCGGACGGCAAUACCGGUGGCGACAGUGUAAUGGAGAGAUAGGUUCCACGAUGACGACGACAGAGGGAUGAAAGGGACGCCGAAAGACGGGGAAAAAGAGCGGUCAGGAUGACGGAACAAGACCGAGUAAGCCAAGCCUCCAGCCUUGCUACAAUUUCAUCUUUUCCUGUCCGACACAAGGCCGGAGACUGCAAAGUGCAGAACUUUGGGAAAAGGAGCAGAGCCGUGAAGAGAGACCCCAACUGCCCAGUGGUCAUCCGGGGCUGGCUCUACAAACAGGACGGUUCUGGACUUAAACUGUGGAAAAGAAGGUGGUUCGUUCUGUCGGACUUCUGUCUGUUUUAUUACAAGGACAGCAGAGAGGAGUCUGUCUUGGGCAGCAUUCCACUUCCCAGCUACAAGAUCCUCUUCUGCACACCCAGGGAGUGCAAGAACAGAAAGUAUGCAUUCAAAGCAGUACAUCAGGGAAUGCGUUCCUAUUUCUUCAGUGCUGACACCCAGGAGGACAUGCUGGGCUGGGUCAGGGCUCUCAGCCAGUCAGCAUGCAUGGAAUUGGAGAGCUCCCUAAACAGGCGAUGUUCCAGUUACCAUGAUUUCACACAGAUAGGGGGCAGCAGUGAGUCACUCAGUCUCUGCCAAGCGACUUUCAUGAAAAACUGCCCAGCCCUAGCUGGGGUACAAGGCACCGAGACUCUGAAUGAGGCAAGCCACCCAGAGAGGGGAAGAGAUGGGACACCACGGCUGGAGCAGAAAGGGAAACACAAGGCCUUGAGACACAGUCCAUCACCAAAAACUUCAACUCCUACAACCUCUGGUGUGCAGAGGAGACGCGGUCAGUCGCUGAACCAGGACGGAAAUGAACUAGACAGCCUUCCCUUCUAUUCCAGCGGCCAAACACCACCACCCAGCCUGAAAUCUACAGGAUCUAGACCUUUAACACCUAGAGGUCAACUAGGGUCACGGCCCCACACUCCAGUGGGCAGAGUGGACAUUCGACCUCAGGAUGAACCCCAGCUUUCAAGUUUAGGCUCCUCCCCACCAUCCCCCAUAUGGGAUUUUACAAGUUCUCUCACUCCUACUGUAGAAAAAAAGUACAUGCAUGGCAAGUCGGCAUCAAACUCUUCAUCCCCGUUUCACAUCCCUGUAGUGCGAAGACCUGCAGGAAAGGCCAACUCUAAUGUGGGGCAGGCUGGUUUAUUACCUCCUCUACCCCCACCAAGAAUAACCACAGCCCCUACCCCACAUCACCAGCACCACCACCACCGCCACCACCACCAUCGCAGCCCUAUGUCUGUCUGUGUGCUACAGCCAGCUAUGAAUACCGACUCUGACCUGUACCAAGAGAGAGAGCAGCCCUCGGUCCGGCCCCUUGAAAGUGACGUUGAUACCAUGCUGACAAGACUCUGUGGCUGUGACAAGCUGCUCCAGGCUCUCUCCGUGGAACUGGCUCAGCUUCAAGCAGAAAAGGAUAACGUGCAGUGUGCUCUGGAGAUGACCAGGCUGCAUCUCGAGGACUGGAAGGGUCAAGGGACCCGGGGUUUAUGCUCCAAGAGGAACGAAGUGCUGUCGCAAAAGGUCCUGUUACAGGAGGAACUGGUCACUGUCAGGGCCAGAUUGUGUGACGUAUCCAUGGAAAUGGAGAGGGUGUGGAGUCAGUAUGAAAGGCUGGAGAGUGAGCUCUCCAUCUUCCAUUCGCACCUCCAGCACAUCUGCCGUUUCGGGAGACCACAGGAGCAGGCGCAGGCACAGAGGGAGCUCUGGAUGAUGGAGGACAUUCUCUGUGGCCUCAAGGCCAACAGGAGCAACUUCCAGCUUAUCCUGGGAUCGCAGAGGCAAACAGUGCCUUCCCCAGUUCUCCAGAAGCCUGUCCUGCAUGCGGACUCGGUGCUCGGCCCUCAACCUGACAGAUCACCAAAGGGAGCAUCUGCAGGGGUGGAGUCAGAGCCCCCACCCCGCCCACCUUUACCUCAGGGGCUUCAGGAGUCCAAUGAGAGCAGAGAGGUGGGACACAGCUGGCUGGAGAGCCAAUCAGAACUGGAGGUCUUCUACAAUGACCUGUCCUCCCAUCCUCGGUCAUUAGAUCGAUCGGGACACAGUCUCUCUGUCCUGCCUGGGAAAAUACAGCAGACUGAAGUUAUGCCAGCUCCAGUAACUGGUCUUACUGCCUCCUGCUGGUCGACGCCAGAUCCAACAGCCAAGAGAGCUAGGAUGAGCAAGGAGGAGCAGGUCGAGAGGAUGAAAAGGAACCAGGAGAGACUGUCCGGUCAGAAGAAAGCAUCCAUGGCCAGUCACACCAGCCACAUGCAGCGUGGGGGGUCUUCUCCUCCUGCGGAAGAGUCUCCUUUCCCUCUGAGAGUGACUCGGGUGGUAACUGCAAUCCUACCAUCCACCCUGGUCGCUCGGCGUGUGUCAGUAGAAGACCCCCCUCCUGAACUGGCUACUCCUUUUCCAGAGCAGAUCUUUCCAGAAGCUCCUCUCUCGCUAACCGACCACAAUAAAAAGCACCUGAACAAGCUGAGAGAGCGGCUCGCGGAGAAGACGGACCAAAAUUCCAAUUGGCCGCAAGAAGAGCCGGCAAAAAACUUCCCGGAUGGAAAACUGCGGCGGGAUCUGUCAGAAGACGUGUCUGAGAAGAAGUCCAGUUUGCUGCUCAAAGCAAACCGGCACAAGCGUGGUGUGAAAGACGGGGCCUCUUCUCAUUUACUUAGUCAUGAGCAGCUUUACACUCUGUACACUCCAACUGAGGUACACCCCGAGGACGCUUUAACAGAGCGGUCCAAAUCCGAGCUCGUCGCAGGUUUCAGGUCCGACGCGUGUGAGCAGGAAGGUUCCGGAUCUGAUCUCCACGCAGGAGCGGAAGGAGCUUCCGUCCCCUCUGGAAACAUGCGAAGGGAGAAGGUUGGACCGCAAGCAUCGCUGCCGGCUCCGGAUGCUGAACACGAUCUCUGCUUGACCCGCGAACAGAGGGAAGCGAAACUGAAGCGGGUGGAGAGGAUCAGAGAAAGGGUCGCAAAAAGUGCAGCCAGAGAGAACAACGCGCAGCCCUUCUGUCAGCGGACGGGGGGCAACCGGGAGGGACGCCUCAACCUGUCCCUUCCACUGGUGAAUGAGGACUCAAAAAAGAACAAGGAAAUCACUGGAACUGAUGAGGAAUGCCAGUACACCGACGGGCUGGACUGUGGAAGCAGUUGUCAUAGUGAUAGGGAUCCUGACCUUAGUCUAAGUGUGACAACUGAACCCAAACCCUCCAGAAUCCCAUUUCAUGAUGGCAGAAGCCGAGGAAGAGCCAAGAAAAGUGACUUUGAUGUGAAAUACUGCGGAAAGACACCCAUCGACAGUCACAGUCAUCUGAGCGAAGACACAACAACUCAAAGUAAAAGAUUCGCUCAGAAGAAAUUAACUGCAUCCAGGCAUCACAUCACUAAGCUGGCAGUAUUUCCAACAGAUGGAAGCCUGGAAAAAGCUGAGCAUUACUCUUCCCGUAACAUAAAAUGUGAAACAAAAGAGAAAGGUGUAAACUCUGCCAGUCGUUUUAACAAAAAGCGGACAGAAUGGUUCCUUUCAGCCAAUCAGAGAGUAGAAUUUAUACCUUUAGCCAAUCAAAACGUCGAAUCAGUUUCCAAUGAGAAUAACACAAAUCAAGACCUGCGCAAUAAAGGCUCUGACUUACUAUGUGAACAUCCAGCCAUGAACAGUAAAAUUAUGGAGUUUGCCUUAUCCCCAUUCAAUCAAAAUUUGCCAGAUGUCUCAGACACAAAUGGAAAGGCCAUUUCCCUCAAUUGUCCCAAGCAAAAAAAAGCGACACCAGAAGAUUCCUCAACCAGUCUAACGCUAUCAGAUGAAAAUCUAGCCCAUGAUGACCAAAGCCUUGUCACAACUGAGAAAUUAACAUCUGAAAUUAAAUCAGAAGAAAAUGCAUCUAUAGUCAUAGAUGAAUCAGCAGCAUCCUUAAACAAGAAGUAUUUGCAACAAUCAAAACAUGAAGUUAUGUCUCAAAUAGAGGUCACUAGUGCAGAGAGACAGAAAAACCACAAAUGUGAUGAAACUGAAGGAUGUAAUCUCACUUCUAAUAUGAACGGCACCCAUCCAGAAUUGCUGACAGACCAAACAAUUACCACUUAUGCUACAGUUCAGUUCAUAUCACCAAGCAGUACAGGUUCUAUUCAAAAUGAUGAGAGUAACACUCAUUUCACUUUAGACGACUCUAUCCAUGAGGAUAACUCUGCCAAGACCAGUCAAGAUUUGAGACUGGUAACCAAACCUCUAAAAGUUGCUCAUAUUUAUGAGGAAAUAACUUAUAAUAGUGCAUCCUUAGAUUCGAAAAGCAGUUCAAGCCAAGACACUGUUUUGACAGUUAAUGAUUUUGCAUCACAGCUCGGCCACGAGGAAGGUCUUGGAGGCAAUUUGAAUGUGCGGUCUGUCUCCACCAAUCAGAGUAAUGAAACCGAAACGGAGAAGGAGAAAUCUGCGGCGGAUUGGUCGGAUGGAAAUAAAUUGGCCAAUCAAGAGCAGGCUGAUUCAGAGGCGUUGAAAGGCGGUCUGAGAGGGUCGGAGGAGAGCAAAAGGACGCAAUUGAGGAAGGACGUCUGUAGUCCAGAUGUGGGUGACAAUCAUGGAUCUCAGUUCCCUAAGGCACGUGUGACAGUGGUGAGGACCAGUUUGUAAAAACAGUUCUUCAAGUCUUAAAACAUGCACAAGUAAAGAUGAUGGCUUAUUAUAACCGAAAUGUUCAGUGGGAGUUCAAGUAAGGUCUAAGGAGGCGUGAGUGUAAAAGAAAGUGAGACGGAUGGCAAAAAAGAUACAUUACACAGGAAAAAAGUUUAAUAAAUAGUUCAGUAUACUUGAAUGAGAAGCAAGAAACUAACUACUUACUAAAAAAAUAAACCACUGCUAUUCCACCUCUUGUGCUACAUCUUGAUAAAAUGCAUUUAUUAUAUUUGUUUGCAUUACGGAGUUUAAAGUAUCUUGAGUUGUUGUUCUGUAAUUAUUUCUAACAUCAUUUCUGUUUCAGGCUAAAAUAAAACGUACGAAUAAAACACCAUUUCAGAAAAAAGCAGUGUGGCUGUACGGCAUGAACAAAU
Messenger RNA from Scleropages formosus (Asian bonytongue), 5325 nucleotides. It is a transcript of the gene plekha4, whose product is annotated as pleckstrin homology domain containing A4. Lineage: Eukaryota; Metazoa; Chordata; Actinopteri; Osteoglossiformes; Osteoglossidae. The transcript has 24 exons. The record is from RefSeq and is a predicted model, not a curated record. Bases 353 to 4909 code for a protein of 1518 amino acids.